GCUGAUCCAGACUUUCUUUAUCCAAAAAAAACAGGCUUUAUGUUCCUCUCCUAUGGAUGCCUACCACAGGCUGUCAGUAUUGUCACACAGAGGGUCCAAACCUCUGGGGAAGGUGAAGCAGCGAGUUCAAGACCUUCGGAUCCCCUCAUCCUCUAAUUGGGAUUAUGAAGCCAGCGGACCGAGGUUGGACCUGAGUCACAAUGAAAGCGCUCGAUUUGCAGCAGACUCUCUGCUCAGCCAGGGUUUGGAGGGCUAUCGCCAAGCGUUGAAGGCAGAGGGAGAGGUGGAUUUUCUGUCAGAGCUGGAGAAGGAUUACAUCCUACAAAAUGGAAGCUACUCCAUCACAGAUAACUCAGGGUCUGAAAGCCUGUUUGCUGAUUGCCAGUCCUGCUCCUGCUGCCCUGCAGUUUCAACACACAUCGACUCCACUGUUGAGUGUUCGGAGCACAAAACCAGUGAAGAUGUGAAAUCAGCUCCUUUGUUGGACAAUCUCAGCACUGAGGUUUUUUUCCAGACUGACAGCAGUGCAGCUGGCAUGAAAGAUCUGGUCAGACAGUUCCUCAGGAAGGCUAAACUGGCCCUAGUUGUGGUGAUGGACAAAUUCAGUGAUCCAGAACUGCUGUGUGAUCUUCUUGAGGCGAGCAGGAAGAGGAAGGUGUCUGUUCAUCUGCUGCUGGAUGAUGUUAACCUGAAGCUGUUUGUUGACAUGUGGCAAGAUCUCAAACUCAUUGGCAAAAACUUCCCUAAAGUGUCGGUGGGAAGCAUCCCGGGUCAGACCUACUGUGCAAAGACAGGCAAGAAGCUGACGGGUCAGAUUGCAGAGUGUUUCAUCAUCGCUGACAGGCAGGAGGUGCUAACUGGUACAUACAGUUUCACAUGGCUGUCCGGACAGGUCGAUCGGAGUAUGCUUGUUCUCAUCAAAGGCAGCUCGGUCUCACAUUUCCAUCAGGAGUUCCUCAGACUUAACUCCAGCUCCAAGCCGGUCCCUGGCUUUAACACCUUCGUCCCUCUCCCAGAGUCUGUUUGUCUUUACUCAAAGUCACAUAAACUUCAAACAGUGCAUCCAUGGACACAUGGGGAGAUUGAUCUGUGGUCUACUCGGGGGGAUAAGAAAUCAAAUACAGAUGGAAGAGCUGAUCAGGUCCUCUCAGAUCUUCAUUCUCAGCUUCAAAGCACUGCUGCCAACACCACAGCUGAGAGGAAUGUGGAAGUCCAUGAGGACCACUCUCUGAUUGCUAUGUCCACAACACAGACGCAUUUAAGGAAGAUUCAUAAUCAGUCAAGUUUAAACAAGAAAAAUUGUCUUUCAUACCCAGAUGGGGGCACUGAUGGAGUUUUCUCUCACCAAAGGGACACAAACAGGUUGCCAGAAGCUGCAGAUUUCACCCCAGAUUCCCAGCAAAUAGCACCAAACACCAGCUGUCAGACUCCUUCCAAACCGCACAUGUCAAAGCUUCAAACCAACACCUUUUUCGGGGAAACCAGCAAGCAGGAUGAGUUCAUCAAAAAGCAUCAGGGUCCUCUAAGCUCACUCUCCUACGCAGUACCAAGGAUAUCGACAAGUUCACAGACCACAGUGGACAGAAACAUCAACAUCACCCCGGAAGAUGUGAAAGAUGACAGCCUUGUCUUCAUGGACUGUGGGAUUCACAUCAUGGAAGAUAGACAACUCAACAUAGAGGUCUACAGGAAACCUACAAAUGCCGAUCAGUACCACCGUUUUGACUCGCACCACCCACUGGGACACAAGCUAAGCCUCACCAGAACCCCUCAGACACGAGCAGAAACCAUCCCCUUCACCAACAGAGGUUGA
Messenger RNA from Cyprinodon variegatus (sheepshead minnow), 1813 nucleotides. RefSeq names its product family with sequence similarity 83 member A (gene fam83a). The record is from RefSeq and is a predicted model, not a curated record. The coding region runs from base 53 to 1813 and encodes 586 amino acids. Lineage: Eukaryota; Metazoa; Chordata; Actinopteri; Cyprinodontiformes; Cyprinodontidae. The transcript has 7 exons. Gene Ontology annotation, biological process: epidermal growth factor receptor signaling pathway.